AUAACUCUAUUGUACCUAAUUUAUUUUUACAUUGAUAGAGAUACUCCUAAUCGUGGUGGUCGUUCGUGGAAGUGGUAUCGACAACUUGGCAUUUAUAGACAUUUUGCCGGUUAUUUUCCACUGAAAUUAGUUAAAACUCAUGAUUUGGAUCCGGAUAAAAACUACAUAUUUGCAUGCCACCCGCAUGGUAUAAUAUCCCUUUCGCAUAUUUAUCAUUUUACGAAUAACAGUCCCAGCUUUCAACAACUGUUCAAUGGGUUUACUGUACGUAUCUGUGGCAUUAUGUGGAGCUUUUGGUUCCCGCUCUGUCGGGAUUCCCUAAUGGCUAUCGGUCUUAUAUCGGCCAAUAAAUCUAGCAUCGAAUGGUGUUUAAGUGGCAAAGAGGGCACCGGAGGGCAAGUGGUGGCUGUGAUAGUGGGCGGGGGUCGUGAGGCCCACUACGCAAUGCCCUAUACUAUGAGACUGUAUCUCAAACAUAGGAAAGGAUUUGUGAAAAUUGCGUUAAAACACGGUGCAUCGUUGGUACCGGUGCUGGCAUUCGGUGAAAAUGAGUUAUGGGAGCAAAAAGUAUUCGCAAAGGACUCGUGGUUUGGUAAAUGUCAGCAAUAUGCCCUAGCUAAAUGCUAUGCUACCAUACCGAUCCUCAAACAUAUACUUCCCCGGCAUAUACCAGUUACCACAGUUGUUGGAAAGCCUAUAGAUGUGCCAAAAGUGGACAACCCUUCCGAUGAUGCGGUCAAUCGACUUCACAUUCAGUAUAUUAAUAGUUUGGAGAAAUUAUUUCAUGAAAAUAAGUCUAAAUAUGGUUUCAAUGAUGUAAAGCUUAUUAUUGAU
Oppiella nova is the source of this 834-nucleotide messenger RNA. Lineage: Eukaryota; Metazoa; Arthropoda; Arachnida; Sarcoptiformes; Oppiidae. The record is from the annotation of a GenBank genome assembly.